Molecule: messenger RNA, 678 nt
Organism: Camellia sinensis
Lineage: Eukaryota; Viridiplantae; Streptophyta; Magnoliopsida; Ericales; Theaceae
Source: RefSeq, a predicted model, not a curated record
AUGGCCUCUUACAGCACCCAGAAGGAAAUUCCAGAUAUUUCAUCCAACUUUCAGAGGUUCCAGCAGGAAGAUGCACAUGAGUUCCUCUUCAAUGCUGCAAUUGUGGUUGGUCACUCUUCUGACACCUAUGAGCCCUUGAUUGACCUGAGUUUGGAGAUUGAGAAUAUGGGUACUCUUCCUAGUGCAUUGGAAUCUUUCACGAAGGUGGAAAAGAUUGAAGAUCCAGGACAAAGUUCACUUGUGAACAAUGCUCCUUCUGUUGCUGCAUUCCACUUGAAAAGAUUCAAGAAUGAUGGCUCCUAUGCUGAGAAGAUUGACAAGCACGUGGAGUUCCCACUAGAGCUAGACUUGCUGCCAUACACUGGUGGCGAUCAGAAUAAUGAUAUGGAAUUGAAGUACAAUCUAUAUGCAGUUGUUGUGCAUAUCGAAUUCUCAUCCACUUCAGGUCAUUACUAUUGCUUCAUUCAUUCUGCCCCAGAUGCAUGGUACAUGCUAGAUGACUCAAAGAUGGAUUAUCUCGUGCACAAAGCUAAAUUGUAUAUGACUGAUUGGCACUAUAAGCAUUUUUGGAAGAAAUAUAUAUUUUUGGAUAGAUGUGUAUGGAAAAGAUUUGGGUGGACUAGUAGUUAUAUUUUUGGAAAGACUAGUAGUUAUAUUUUUUAGAUGAAUGUGUAUGGA